AUGUCGGCUACUACAGCCCUCGUGCCAAUUCAGAUAUCGGCCAAUAUCUCCCUGGAGGAGUGGCGCCAAUUCCAAGAGUGGAGGAGCGAAAAACUGCGGCUUCAACGUGAAGCAGGGGAAGCAGGGGUGGAACAUGAACUGCGGUCCGAGGAUGAAGCUGAGAUAAUUGAACGGUUGGGGGGUGACAUUGAGAGAGAGCACAGAGAAGCUUCCGAGAAGCAAGCUAUAGUUGACGGUAGUGAAGUUGGUGAUAAGAAAAGAAAGCGGAGAUCGUUUGGUCGGGAAUACAAAUUGGACGCAAUCUCCUUCUUGGAGAACGGUGUAAUGAACUCGGGAGUAGAUGGGGAGUGCCCGGUUUCUGUUCGCCAUUGCGCGAAGAAAUUCGGGGUCGAACCAAAGAACAUCCGUGACUGGCGGCGCCAGGUCAUGAAAAUUCGAGCCUCGGAAGCAGGUGCAAAGUGCAUUGGCAGCGGCCGCAAGCCCGACUGGCCUGAGAUGGAGCAACUACUCCACGAUCGUUUCAAGGAAUGGAGAAACUCUGGACGUCGUGUAGAUCACAGCUGGUUCUUUCGAAAUGGAAAGGAGAUCUUUGAAGCCCGCUACCCAGACCAUGUCACCACAGACCUUAACGGUCAAAAGAAGUAUACAUUAAAGUGGUCCCGCGGCUGGUUCGACGGCUUCAAACGCCGUAAGGGCAUUAUGUUCCAGGCGACCAACAAAAAGCGCACACGGGUGCCCAGCGAAUCUGAGGACGAUGACGCUGGUGAGACCGAAGGCGAAUACAUACAAAUUCAAGAGGUUGAUGGGAUGAGCAUCGAUAUAUCCCCGAUCGAGUUUGAGCAAGGGCACUCGCAGUACGGGCAAGGCCAUUGA
Molecule: messenger RNA, 873 nt
Organism: Morchella importuna
Lineage: Eukaryota; Fungi; Ascomycota; Pezizomycetes; Pezizales; Morchellaceae
Exons: 3
Coding region: 1-873 (290 amino acids)
Source: RefSeq, a predicted model, not a curated record